Molecule: messenger RNA, 3261 nt
Organism: Haplochromis burtoni (Burton's mouthbrooder)
Lineage: Eukaryota; Metazoa; Chordata; Actinopteri; Cichliformes; Cichlidae
Product: B2 bradykinin receptor-like
Exons: 2
Coding region: 176-1186 (336 amino acids)
Biological process (GO): phospholipase C-activating G protein-coupled receptor signaling pathway; positive regulation of Rho protein signal transduction
Cellular component (GO): membrane
Molecular function (GO): bradykinin receptor activity
Source: RefSeq, a predicted model, not a curated record
ACUUUAAUGUCAGUUUAUUUUCUCCUUCAAGUGAGCAAGUGGGGCAGAGUCAGAAAACAACUGCAACUGGAGUUACUGGGAGGGUGUAGCUGGCUAGAUUGAUGUGUUCUUUUUUCCAUCUAGAGAACAGACUCUUUUCCCUAAAAGCAUCCGUUCCAACUCUUACUCUGUCAAGAUGUCUGGAAACCAAAGCAACACAAGUGAAAACCAUUGUAUUGUUGACAACAACAGCUUGAUCUUCACUCUGGUUCCACCCUACAUCCUGGUCAUCAGUGUGCUUGGAAUAAUCUUUAAUGUGUUUGUGCUGAUGGUUUUCUGCCUCCACAAGAAGGCCUGCACUGUGGCUGAGAUAUACCUCAGCAACUUGGCUGGAGCUGACCUUGCUCUGGUGUGCUGGUUGCCCUUCUGGGCUGAAUAUACAAGAAAGGGAUUUGACUGGCCUUUCAGUGAAAGCCUGUGCAAAGUGACAUCAGCUGUUAUCUACAUGAAUGCGUUCUGCAGUAUUUACUUCCUUGUUCUGGUUAGCAUAGAUCGUUAUGUGGCACUGGUGCACCCACUUUCCCAUGAGAGGAUACGCCGGCCGUUUUAUGCCAAACUAGGAUGUCUGUUUGUGUGGGGUCUUGGCUUGGUCUUUGCUCUCCCCAUAUUCAUCUACAGGAAGUUAAAAUUCAACCCUCAGUCAAAUCUUACUCAAUGUUCACUUGACUUACCACAAAAUCAAUAUCUGGCAUCUGAAGUGAUAACCAUAAUUUUCAGCUUCAUCAUCCCUAUUAUCAUUAUUUCCUUCUGCACUGUCAGAAUUUUUCAGUCACUGAAUAACAGGCUAAUGGAGGGUUUAAGCUCUAAGAAAAUGGAGCAGAAGGCUACCACUCUCAUCCUGGCAGUUCUCCUGGCAUUCCUGAUCUGCUGGGUGCCAUUCCACGUGACAAAGAUACUAGAUGUGCUCCAAAACACUGGCAUUCUGAAAUGUCACAUCACACUGACCAUCGUCCAACAGAUCUCUACGUACUUUGCCUUCUUCAACAGUGUCCUUAACCCCAUUCUCUACGUCAUUGCUGGAAAUAACUUCAGAAGAAGAGCUAAGGAACUCUCCAAGCAGUGGAACAAUAAGACUACAGAAACAUUCAGCCUCAUGUCAACUCGCAUAACGACUCUGAGGCUGACAAAGUCUCAAGCUACUCUCUGAUCUUUUGAGUUUUGAUGUGUGCUUUGGUUAUUUUAAAUUAACUGGGUGAUUAUUCACCCAAGCAUGAGAAAAAAAAUUUUUUAGGCAAUCUGAAUAUAUAGAGUUUAUUUAACAUUGUUUAUUACACCGUAUCUCCAGAAAGUAGUAGUAAGGUUUGAGUGCCUUGAGGGGUGCUGCUAUUUUUUCCCUAAUUCUAUGCACAUACAAUACCAGGAAUUUGGUGGAUAUCCAUAUUAAAGAAGCAUAUUUGAAAGUAACGCACAGUCUCUUGAGCAUUUAGAGUCUUGGUUCUGCAUAAUGUCAGUGAGAGUGAUAUCCUUGAUAUUAUCAUCUCAGGUAUACAGCUCUGGCUGUGAGCACAGCAGUCCCAACCACCUACUAUUUAAGUCAUGCUCAGAAUAAAGUUGGCUUAGAGAGAAGAAGCUGCAACAGCAAGAAUGAACUAAGAGGCUUCACUAAAAGCCAAGAUAAAUAAGGAUUAACUAGGACUGUUAAUCAGGCAAAGUUAGAAGACGCACACACACAGACGCACACACACACACACACACACACACACACACACACACACACACACAAAUACAAUCCACAUCUCUUGUUUUACAUCAAAAGUUCAAGCAACAAGGGUGGGGUUGCUUUCAAAGCCAAGGAUCCGGUAUAGCUUUGGUAUAACAGGAUCUGAGACGCGAAUCUGAAUCUGCCAUUCUACUGCUUUAUUUCUUUUAUUCAGUUAUAUUUUAUUAGAUAUGCUUUCAGAUCUAAUGCAAUAAUAACACUGCUACAUAAUUGAAUAGCAUUACCACAUUUAUUCUCUAUUACAUAAGUAAUGGACACAAGCUAAUAUAAUGGAACGACUAUACAAAGGAGAUGAAAGAAGGUUAACAGCGUUAAAAGCAUUAACACAAGAUUUUAAUGGUUAGAUGUUCCACACUGUACAUGUGAGUGGUUGUGUAUUAAUAUGUCUCUGUGCUGCAACAUUAUGCGGUUUUAAUGCUACCGAUUGGAAUACUUUAGUGAUGAACUGUAAACCACUAAACCUGUUGUGCUGCGCAGUAUUACUUACUGUUGUGUAUUACAUUGUAAAGAAUUCCUUUCCUACUCCUGUGACUCCAAAAAGACAUUUAACCUACCAAUACUGAAGAACUACCUGCACACUGUAUUAAUCUUUGCAUGUAUGUAACAGUAUAUGAAAAACAGCGAAUUGUAUGCCUCGUACUCAAACUUCGCUUUUAGUGGCAGCUUCUGUGUAUGUAUUGUGAAACAUUUAUACAGUGAACUUGUGAUAUAUCACCUUGCUAGAUCAGUGUAAAUACAAAAACUCAAUAAUCCUCAUUUACUGGCAUCUUCUGUAGUCCGCUGUGGUAAAUAAAUGUCUACACACCAGGGAACUUUAAGUUUUAAAUCAAAAAUAAUGUUUUAAAUUAAACGCACAUCCCCUUUUAAGUUACACUAUGUGAGUUAUUAGAUAUUUUAUACUUUGGAUUAGUUGGUGAUUUCAGCUUGGCAGUUGUGAGGAAUGUGGGUCUUAAUGUAAAUCUGUGUUGGCCCAGUCCAGUGUGGAUUCCCCGUAUGACAGCUGGGAUAGACUCCAGUCCUCAUAUGUCCCAGAACUAGAUGAAUGGUUAAAAGAAUAGAUGGAUGGCUAUGGUUCUCAGCACCUCUGAUAAGCCUUUAUUUGGUAAGCUGUGAUUGAUUAAACUACAAAGGAUUAACAAACUCCAGGCGUACCUGUCCACUCAGUGGCAGGCUUUGAACUGUCAACAGGCAGCUGUUACAAUGUAAACAGCAGGCAGAUCUCUGUCAGUAUCGGCUUUAUCUCAUGGACAUAUUGGCACAUCCCAGUAAACUUAACAGAAUACACUGAACCACACGGGGACUAUUGAAAUAACAUGAUAUAAAUAUUAAUUUUCUUAAAAGUUCUGUCCAUGUAAAUGUUACUUUUUUGGGGAUUAAACAUGAACAUAAAAUAAUGGUUUCAUUUGAGAGAAAAUUGCAUGCGUCAAAGUGGAGUAUUUUCUGUUUGUUUAGUGUAAAUGUCUUCAUAUCGCUAUGAUACAGAAUAAAGGAAGUGAUUUCGG